UAACUGAAGUUGUAAAAUAUAGUUUUGAUGUUAACAUAGUUGGUUGUAAACUAUAUUAAAUUACUACCUGUUGGUCUAUUAAAAAUGUCCAUAAUCAUGGAUAUUUUUUGGGGGGGUCAAUCAAUCUAACAGAGCCACGAACGUCGCAGAUAGACAUAGUUUCUUAUUCUACAAUGUUACCAAUGGGCAGAUUCGAUUAUGCUGAAACGCGGAGCACCAGGCAUGAACCAGUAACGUAAUUGGGCGAAAGCGGUGAGGGAGGCGUUCCAUUCUCGAAUUGAAUAGUAAUCUCCACCACUCGGUCAUUUUGUCAAGGCAUCGCCUACACGGGCGCCCGGACAGGAUGAAUCGAACCCCCUCAAUGUUCCGUCAAGGCGGACACAAAUCUGGGUUUUCCGAGAUUACCCACGACCCAACCCAAACAGGAAGUGUAAACACUUCUAACAUAACAGCAGCGCACGUGAUAGCCCUUCUCUUCGACUCCUCAGCAUUCACCACUCGGGACUCCAGAAUAGUCGAGACCAUGGACUCGAUCAGUUGUUCGAUCUGUCUGGAUCUACUGAAGGAUCCAGUGACUAUUUCCUGUGGCCACAGCUACUGUAAAGGCUGUAUCAAGGAAUAUUGGUCUCUUGAUGACCAAAAGGGAAUUCACAGCUGCCCCCAGUGCCGACAGACCUUCACCCCAAGACCUGCUCUGAACAGAAACAUUCUGCUGGCUCAGUUGGUAGAGAAAUUGAAGAACAAUUUCAAAACGGUUCCCUCUGCUUCUUGUUUCCCUGGACCUGAAGAUGUGAAGUAUGAUCAUGAUGACUCAGCCGCAGCAGCAGAGAUGACUGAGAAACAGGGGCAGCUGAGGGAGAAACGGCAGCAAGUUGGGCUGAGAAUCUGUGAGAGAGAAGGAGAUGCAGGACAUAAGACAGGCGGUGAUGUCCCUUUCACUUUCAGCACAGGCAGCAGUGGAGCACUGUGAGCUGGUCUUUGCUGAGCUGAUCCGCUCCAUUGAGAGAAGGCGCUGUGAGGUGAAGGAGCUAAUCAGUGCCCACCAGAGGGCGUCAGUAAGCCUAGCUGAAGGACUCC
This is a messenger RNA of Oncorhynchus gorbuscha (pink salmon), 1077 nucleotides long. Its product is annotated as E3 ubiquitin-protein ligase RNF135-like. Bases 344 to 970 code for a protein of 208 amino acids. NCBI's taxonomy places the organism in Eukaryota, Metazoa, Chordata, Actinopteri, Salmoniformes, Salmonidae. The transcript is spliced from 3 exons. The record is from RefSeq and is a predicted model, not a curated record.